GAAACUUUUAGGCCUGGAAUGGGGGUACUUUGAAAUACUGUCUGCUCUCAGCUCUCUGUUAGUCAGGCAAAGAGUGGAAUUUUUUGUUUCUGGGAAGUCGAAACCCAAAGGAAGGCGAAACAUGAGCUUUCGAGACGUUCCAAGUGGUGGUCGGGGUCGGCCCUCCUCAUCUUCAUCAUCGAUGGCGUCCAAGAGCCCCUCACAAGCGGUGGCAGCCGGUAUCUUCCAGAUUAACACCGCCGUUGCUGCAUUCCGUCGCCUUAUGGAUGCCAUCGGCACAGCCAAGGACACUCCUGAUCAACGCCAAAAGCUGCACAGUACCAGGCAAAGGAUUCUGCAAUUAGUGAAGGAAACUUCCGCUAAGCUCAAGGCUUUGAGUGAAUCCGAUCAUGACCCUACUGUCGAUCCAAGUAAGAAGAUAGAAGAUGCAAAGCUUGCUAGGGAUUUUCAGAACACACUGCAAGAAUUUCAGAAAGUUCAGCAGUUGGCCUCUGAACGCGAGUCUACUUACUCUCCUGCUGCUCUUCCACCCUCCUUGCCCACAAACUCUGGCUCCAUUGAUUCUUGGGCACCUACUCUGCCUCAAGAGAAACAACCUUUUCUUAUGGAACAGAGAAGACAAGAGGCAGUUUUGCUGGAUAAUGAAAUUGCCUUCAAUGAAGCUAUGAUUGAGGAAAGAGAACAGGGUAUCAGAGAAGUAGAGGAGCAAAUAGGACAAGUAAAUGAAAUAUUCAAGGACCUUGCUGUUCUUGUCCAUGAGCAGGGUAUGGUCGUUGAUGACAUUUCAUCAAAUAUUGAUUCUUCCUCUGCUGCAACGAUCGAGACUAGAGUUCAACUAGCUAAGGCUUCCAAAAAUGUGAAAUCCCAAACCUCAUUGGUAUGCAGUACACUGUUGACUUCUAGAAUUUUAUUGAACAUGAAAUUCUUUGUAUUUGUAGUUGAAAUUUUGCUGAGCAAAUACAAUGUGCAAAGAUUGUUUCAACCUUCAGAUCCAUUCACUGUGUGCUUGCUUUGAUGAUAGAGUAUGAAUUGCAAAUAAACUUGAAUAACAAAUAAAGAGGAAGAAGAUAAUGGACAGGUACUACUGUCACAAGAAAGGAGGCAUAGUGAUUCUGAGGUGCAUGAAUUACUUAUGUUAAAGACUUCUAAUUGCUGCAUGUAAGAGUCUGGUCAAUGCUCAUGAUAUAAGACAUUUAGAUAGAAGAGGAAGGCAGGGAGCAUAAGCGAGAAAUUAGAGGACAAAAUGACCAAUUCCAGAUUCAUUUUUGUCAAUGGUCUAUUACAGUUGAGAAAAUAUUUAAUGUGAUUCCAUACGUUUGGAUGGAUGUUAUAGAAAUCGUAGGUUUGACGUGCAACUGAUCUAUAUGUCCACAAAUAAAUAAUAUUGAAUUUAAGGAAGAUACUGCUGGCUAGUUCAUAGCUUUGCUGUUGUUUAACUGGCAAUAUUAAAUGAACCCAUAGCUUUAGUCCCUGGUAUGCAAAGUUCUUUUUAAAACUCUAUCUACUUACACAUAUAGGUAGUGGGGAGGCAUAUUCACAACAUUGCCAAUCCUUAUGAAAGCCUUCCAAGACAAAGAUCAUAUUCAAACUAUUAUUCUGAAAGUUGCACAUUGAUGAAAAGUCCCAUGCACAAUGGGCUGUAGCAAAGGAAUCAUAUGCUCCUUAGUCCUUCCUACAUUAAGCUCUCAAAGAUGUAAAAAUGCAGGUUUUUGAGAUAGCAUUCUGCGGUGUUUUUAAUCUAUUUGAAAUAUUUAUAUCAUGACUAUCGUGUAUCCCUAGCAUAAUGCUUUUUAAGUGUUAUAUGAUCUAAUAACCAUUCCACUUGUUUCCCUAAUUUUUGUAUCUCAUCUUGAUAUCUUGUUUCUUAU
This is a messenger RNA of Durio zibethinus, 1868 nucleotides long. Lineage: Eukaryota; Viridiplantae; Streptophyta; Magnoliopsida; Malvales; Malvaceae. The record is from RefSeq and is a predicted model, not a curated record.